AUGAUGAAUAGGAGAUCUUCUAUUCUUCCUGCUCCACGUUCUCCGGUGUCUUUCGACGAUCUGUUUCUUACCCCAUCAUCAUCACCAUACGGGGAAACUCCUCGUCGACGGUUUACCAUUACUCCAUCUGACAUCAUCGGUCUGAAGCAAAGACUUGUACAGCGCCGCCCCAGUCGCGGACCGAUUUCCCGUACACUCUCCUACCUCCGCACUAAGAUGGAUUUGGCUCUCUCCACGUCAUCACUCUAUCCAUCUCGUGAAGACGUCCGCCAGUGGGAGACAUCGUUCGAGUCAAUUCUCAACAACAAAUUCGGCUGUGCUCUCUUCCGCCAGUUUCUCAAGAAAGAGUUCUCUGAUGAGAACAUGGACUUUUGGCUCGAAUGCGAAGAGUUCAAAAAGAUGAAGGACGGCAAGAAGUCUACCACUCAAAAAGCUAUUGAAAUCUACACAGAGUUCGUUGCCGAGCACGCUCCAAAAGAGGUCAAUCUUGACAGUGACACCCGUGCAGCCACCAGAGCUGCCGUUGAGGCUGGAUGCAAACCAGAUACAUUUGCUCUUGCUCAGAACCGCGUUGAGCAACUUAUGUCCAAGGAUUCGUACAGACGAUUCCUCCGUGAUCGUCUCUUCCUCGACCUUCUGGAAAGCUAUGAUUCUGGAGAUAAGGACGACAAGCCGUCAAGCUCCAAGGACAGAAACUGA
Messenger RNA from Caenorhabditis remanei, 699 nucleotides. RefSeq lists its product as uncharacterized. The record is from RefSeq and is a predicted model, not a curated record. Lineage: Eukaryota; Metazoa; Nematoda; Chromadorea; Rhabditida; Rhabditidae. The transcript is spliced from 5 exons. Bases 1 to 699 code for a protein of 232 amino acids.